Hermetia illucens (black soldier fly) is the source of this 1205-nucleotide messenger RNA. It is a transcript of the gene Yippee, whose product is annotated as protein yippee. The record is from RefSeq and is a predicted model, not a curated record. Bases 198 to 572 code for a protein of 124 amino acids. NCBI's taxonomy places the organism in Eukaryota, Metazoa, Arthropoda, Insecta, Diptera, Stratiomyidae. The transcript has 3 exons.
CGGUAGUUUUUGAGAGAGAAAAGCAGAAACUGAAAACAAAGAACAGCUGAUACGUGACAAGUACGGCAGUGGAAAAGUACUCAAAGCGGUCAUAAUUGAUUGAAUUCCCACUAAAAAGGGCUUGAAUUGUCCAAAAAAUUUGAAGAUAAGUGUGAAAGUACGCGACUGUGUGCCAAGAAUCACGGAAAUAUUAAGAAAUGGGCAGAACUUUCCUGGAGCAUAUGGGAGGUGUAAAGCUAUUUUCCUGCCAUGCCUGUGACGCGAACUUGACAAAUAAGACGGAAUUAAUUAGCACCCGGUUCACUGGAGCGACGGGAAGAGCGUACCUUUUCAAGCGUGUUGUCAAUUUAACGUACAGCAACGUGCAGGAUCGUGUAAUGCUGACGGGACGUCAUAUGGUGCGCGACGUAAUGUGCAAGAACUGUUCGGCUAAGUUGGGAUGGAUGUACGAAUUUGCCACUGACGACUCUCAAAAAUACAAGGAAGGAAGAGUCAUUUUGGAGUAUGCCCUUAUAGCGGAGUCAGAUGGAUUUCUAGAUCCUUACAAUCCACGUAAUUAUCCGGAACAUUAGCAUUUCUUUUGAUAAAUAUUUUUAAUUGGCUUCAAAGAUUCUUUUUUACUGCAGAUCUGUAUUUUAUUAUAUCAUUUUUAUAUUUAACAAGAUUAUAUUUAAGAUGUAAAAGAAUUUAUUUAUGAUAAUUUAAUUCUUGAUUGGAAACCAUCAGACAGAAUUUUUUAAGGCAAUUUGUAUUUCAUUUUCCCUUGUUCUGAAGAUGAUAAGAGUUAAGUGACUUUAAUUUCAUACUGAUUAUAAGACUUUUAUUGAGAUGAAUUGCUGAUUUCACGGAAGUAAUUUUUCUGUAGAAAUUUAAUUGCAAAAGAAACUGCAAAAAUGUUUCGAAACCAUCUGCAAAAUUGGUUUCAAAACGCUUUGUUAAACGUAUAUCGCAUGUUGUGUUAAACAGUUUGUCUAUUCUAGAUUAACUCUUCCUAUAAGGAUGCACCUCCUUUUUAAUGAUUUUCGCAUAUUGUGUUGAUUUUAGAACACUGUAAUGAGCAAUAAUCCAAUUUAAAAAAAUCUGGUAGUCACUUUGGAUACAUUUCAAAUAUUAUUGGGGAAAAAUAUAUUCGUUGCUUAAGUUAAAACGUGUACAUAAACAAUUAUAUAUAAGCAAACAAUAAAUACGUCUGCGAAUCCCUUCAA